AGCAAUAUAUUCUCUCCAAUGCAUAUUUAAAACCUUCACUUCAGCCUUCUAAUGGAAGCCAAAACACUCUCUGAUCCACAAAAAAUGGCAGCCAUUGAACCUUCACCCAACAACAUUUUCUCCUCCAACUAUCUUCACUCUCUCUCCCAAACACCUCACCGGCUCAGGAAGCGAAUGUUAGCUACAUGGACACCAGACCAAGAGCUCAACCAAGUUAGGCUAAGGUCUGGUGCAGACAUGAAGAGAAAACUCAAGUGGUAUGAUUUGGUAGCUCUUGGUGUGGGAGGAAUGCUUGGUGUUGGAGUUUUUGUCACCACCGGUCAUGUGGCUCGCAGUGUCUCAGGUCCUUCUGUUUUCAUAUCUUACAUCAUUGCCGGCGUAUCAGCUCUCCUUUCUUCUUUGUGCUACACUGAAUUCUCCAUUGCGAUUCCUGUUGCCGGUGGUGCUUUUAGUUAUCUAAGAGUGACUUUUGGGGAAUUUGUGGGUUAUUUUGCUGGGGCAAACAUACUAUUGGAAUAUGUAUUGUCCAAUGCCGCGGUGGCAAGAAGUUUCACAGACUAUCUGUCCUGUGCCUUUGGAGUGAAUGAUCCAAACUCAUGGAGAGUUGAAGUGGAUGGAUUUCUAAAGGGUUACAAUAUGUUGGAUUUCCCAGCUGUUGCUCUUAUUGCUCUUCUCACUCUCUGUCUUUGUCAUAGUACCAAGGAAAGCUCCAUGUUGAACCUCAUAAUGACAGUCUUUCAUGUAGUUUUCUUUGGGUUUAUUAUAAUUGCCGGUUUCUUCAAUGGGAGUACUGAGAACUUGGUAAAGCCAGGAGGGUUAGCUCCUUUCGGUGUUAGGGGUGUUUUUGAUGGUGCAGCUGUAGUUUACUUCAGCUAUAUAGGAUAUGACUCGGUUUCAACCAUGGCAGAAGAGAUCCAAAACCCUUCAACGAGCCUCCCGGUGGGCAUCAUCGGUUCUGUUAUCACUGUCUCUGCACUUUACUGCCUCAUGGCUUUGUCUUUGUGUAUGAUGGUUCCUUAUAACGAGAUUUUGGAUGCAUCAUUCUCUAUGGCUUUCCAAAAGAUGGGUUGGAGAUGGGCAAGCAAUGUAGUCGGGGUCGGGGCAAGCCUGGGAAUUGUGGCUUCUCUUCUGGUUGCCAUGCUAGGACAAGCUAGGUAUCUGUGUGUUAUUGGAAGGGCCAAGCUUGUGCCAUCUUGGUUUGCCAAAGUGCAUCCUUCAACAGGCACCCCAUUCAAUGCAACUCUUUUCUUAGGGGUUUGCACAGCAUCAAUUGCUCUCUUCACCGAGCUGGAGAUAGUGAUGGACAUGAUCUCCCUCGGCACACUCCUCGUCUUCUACCUUGUCGCCAAUGCUCUUCUCUACCACCGCUAUGUCAUCGCCACCAACAACCCUCCAUUGUACACUCUCCUCUUCCUCUUCCUCCUCUCCUCCGCCUCCGUUGGCUUCUCCUUAUCAUGGAAGCUCAACCAACACCAAUGGUGGUGGUGCCUCCUAAUAUUCGGCGGCUUUGCAAUCAUCAGCACCGCCUUCGUCCACUACACCACCACCGCCACCACCACCACCACCACCACCAGGUGGUGUGUGCCUUUCAUGCCUUGGCCAGCAGCCAUAUCAAUCUUCCUAAAUGUUUUUUUGAUGACUACAUUGAAGAGGUUGGCUUUCCAAAGGUUUGGAGUGUGGGCUUGCUUGAUUACCUUGUUUUAUAUACUAUAUGGUGUUCAUUCAACAUAUCAAGCUGAGGAAGUGGAUAGGGUGGGUGUUGAUGGUGGUGAUGGUGUGAACCCAAAUCCACAAUCUAAGCUUGAUAUCCAAAUGCUUUAAUGGAAAGAAGUUUCCUUUUGUCCUUUUCAAUCCUUUUUCUGCAUCAAUUUUCAUUUUUCUUGAUAGCAAUGCCGGCGCACUUAGAAAAGUAU
Camellia sinensis is the source of this 1913-nucleotide messenger RNA. The record is from RefSeq and is a predicted model, not a curated record. Lineage: Eukaryota; Viridiplantae; Streptophyta; Magnoliopsida; Ericales; Theaceae.